UUUACCUUUUUGGCCCUUUCAGAUAACGUUCGAAAAAAUAAACAUAAAGUACACAAAAAUAUAUUCAGGCAUUUCCCCAAAGCGAAACCGCACAGUUUACAUAUUAUUUUAGGUUUUGGUAAGGUCAAAAAGGUUCCCUCUCCAAGAUGUUUAUGUGGUGUGAGCGCAUUUCGGCGACCUUUGCUGGUGUCAUCGUGGGGCUUUGGUAUGCAAAGACAUUCCCCGCCGAAGAUGGCAAGGGCAGCAAGGACAACAAAGGCAAGGACAAUAAAAAGAAGUAGUAGGACCCCGUAGAGAUGCCUUCCAUCCAUUUAAGCUCCGCAAGAAAUGUCAAGAUAAUGGAGUGACAUUUCAAAAAAGUCAAGCGACGAGAAAUUCAGUUGCUUUAAUAAUAACCCUGGAUAACAACGUUCUCGGCGCGCGAGAAAU
Molecule: messenger RNA, 429 nt
Organism: Drosophila albomicans
Lineage: Eukaryota; Metazoa; Arthropoda; Insecta; Diptera; Drosophilidae
Exons: 2
Coding region: 147-281 (44 amino acids)
Source: RefSeq, a predicted model, not a curated record